Molecule: messenger RNA, 888 nt
Organism: Dioszegia hungarica
Lineage: Eukaryota; Fungi; Basidiomycota; Tremellomycetes; Tremellales; Bulleribasidiaceae
Exons: 11
Coding region: 1-888 (295 amino acids)
Source: RefSeq, a predicted model, not a curated record
AUGGGUGUGGUGGUUGUACAGGUAUUCGCAUACUGGCCCCAUAUCCGAACGGACAAGAAGCACAUCGUGGCUUUGGUCUGCGCGGCUGUCAUCUCGACUACUGCUACGACGAUAUUUCUCAUGACUUGGGUGAAUCACCUCUUCGUAUGGAACUUUGGAGACUAUUUUCCCUUCACAAGUAUCGCUUGGCUCACCAGAGACUUCAUCCUCAUGAUCACUGCCGUCUGCAUCGUUGAAAUUAGUCAAUUCUCACCAGUUAUUUUCUACGUCGACAGAGCGUGCAGACUUUACCGCCACUGGUGGCCAGCCGUAGUCCUCAGUCCCUUCGUCUUCGCAUCGGUCGCGUUCGGUAUCGCGCUCCUACUCGCCCUCAACCGCAGAUUCGAGCUCAUCACACCGGAAACGAUCAGGGACCCGGGUAUUGCGGUGCUCACUUAUAGUUGGCACGGCUUUACAUUGGCUUCCGACUUUCUCAUCACUUGCCUUAUCGCAUACGGGCUCAAGCGCGUCAAGACAGGAUGGACACAUACCGACUCGAUGUUGCGCCGCUUGAUCAUACGAUUCUUCGAGACGCAAUCACCAGCUCUCAUCAGUUCAGCUGCUACUCUUAUAGCUUGGAACAAGCGCUACGACGUCGCCUUGGUCUUCCUCUCCGUACAAUCCAAGAUUUACACCAUCGGCCUCCUCACAACCCUCAUCCUCCGACCAACGGCCGGUGAUGGCAACACCUCCAAGUCGAAAUCCUCGUAUGCCGGCUCUAGCGGGAACGCCUACUACCCCAAGCCCAGCUUGAUAGGUGUGGAUGGGGAAAGCAAUCCUGAAGGAUUUGAGAGGUCGACAGAUGAGUUCGCGUAUGUCCCAGCUUUGAGGUCAGGCGGGCAGCGAUAG